AUGAAGAAGGUGGCCGGAGUGGUGAAUUAUGUGCGCCACCAAGCCAACCAGCUUUAUCAAUCUCCCACUAGAGCCCUGGAAGUUCUAGAGGUUUUCUGGGACUUUUCGAGACGAUAUUUCUACGCCUUAGCCUUUUGGUCCUUAUUCUGUACUAAAUUGCUUCAUCUUUUCGCCCAUUUAUAUUCUCUUCCUUUACGCAAAUUCAUUAUCUGGGGGCCUUCUUUCUUCUUUCAAGAUGUUGCAAUCCUCUUGUUAUUUCGCAUUCUGGUGCAAAAGACAUCUGGUUACAUUGCAGUGACAUGCGCACUUAUUGUUCUCCCGUUUAGUAUACUUGUGUCGGGAAUGGCUGCCGCCAACUUCUCCGUCUACGUCUUUACGGGCGCUGAGAUCCAUUGGCGCCAGGCCAAAAGCUUCACUGGGGAUGCCGCUGCCCUCCGAACCCUACUAUCCGGACUAACCGGGUUUUUAAUUGGAGAGGCCCUGCUGGUGGCAGCGGCCCUUUUCACAGCCCGACCCAUUCAUCAAUUUGGUGGUGGCGUUUUACAUGUCUUGGCGUGGCCCUUCCGCUCCUUGCUAACGCGACUGCGACCGUGUGUGGGCUUUGUGGAGCCGUUGUUGAAACGCCUCCAAAAUCAGCGGACGCCACAUACAUCAUUACCCGAUCCCCGACUAUACGAGGAAUUCGACCUCGAAGACGACUAUCUAAACGAAUCCGGGGACGAAGAUGAGGAAGAUGACUUCUUGCUCGAUUCUCAUAGCAGCAAUGCUAGUUCCAGUGCCUCCAAGAACCACCGGUCUACUGACCGUUUAAUACCCAGGGUUUUGGUGCUCGGUUUCGUAUUCUUGGCUGCAACUCUACGCUCAGUCCGUCCGUCAGAGCCAGUCUACUUAUAUCUGUCCGGAACCUUACCCUUGGCCUCAUUCUUUGAAGGUGGUCAUCGGAAUUCUCCGGUCGAUAUCUCCGGCCUACCGCCUUAUCAGCAAAAUUAUCUAGCUCACAAGAAUUCUUUGAAUCUCCCACCAUCCUGGGAAUGGAUACCCAAGGACGCUGUUCCAGGAUUUGAGGACUGGAAGAUUAAUCUCAACGUCAAUGAGUCUCUUCAUUACGAUCCAAAGACAAAUCCUCUUCACAUUUCCAAUCUCCAGCAGCCAAUUUUGGAGUCCAUUCAAGGUGUCCUUGCCGAUGGGAGCGUCAAGAUUAAACAUGUGGUUCUGCUCAAGCUCGAAAGUGCCCGUGCAGACACCUUCCCCGUGCGCAAGGACUCCUUUCUGUAUAAUCGCAUCGCUGAAACUUAUGACGACAACGAAAUUCCCCAGGAGGUUGAAGAUCGCAUUGCCAAUCUCACUCGCACGGCCGAGUUUUUGACCGGCUUUCCCUCCGGCUUUCAGAGAAAUGACACGCUUCAUACAGACCGCAAUGCCUAUGGUGGUAUCAGCGCGAGCAAUGCUUACACGACUUCCACUUACACCCUGAAGAGUCUAGUUGGCACCCUCUGCGGAGUGUCCCCGCUGGUUGCUGAUUUCAACCGCGAGUGGGAGCACCACAUCUACCAGCCCUGUCUGCCCCACAUCUUUGAAAUGCUCAAUAAUCAACAAGGCAUCACUAGCAACGUCACCGAUUUUACCCAAUGGCCUUGGCAUUCAAUCUGGAUGCAGUCUGUCACUGAAGGCUACGACAACCAGGACCAACUCACCCCCGUACUGGGCUUCAAGGACAAGUUCACCAAGGAGAUCAUCGAAAGCCCUGACGCAAAGCACUACCCCGUGAAAUCCGAGGAAGUGAACUACUACGGAUAUGCCGACACUGAGCUGCGCGAGUAUAUCAGCGACGCCAUUGACGAUGCCGAGCAUGAUCACAAGCGUCUUUUCCUAUCCCACCUGACCGGUACCACCCACCAUCCCUGGGGUCUACCCAACAACACCUAUGAGCAGAUUCUCGGUUUGAACAAGGGUCACAACAAGGAUCUCAACCACUACCUCAAUGCCGUCGGUUUCCAAGACAAAUGGCUCACCGAGAUCAUCGGCAUCCUAGAAGAAAAAGAUGUCGCAAAUGAGACACUGUUUGUGAUGGCAGGCGACCACGGUCUCUCGCUUCCAAAUGAUGGUGGCAUCACGCCCUAUGAUAAUCCGCACGUUGGCAGCUUCGCCGUGCCUAUCGUCCUUGCCCACCCGCAACUACCCGCCCUUGAGAUCACCGCCCCGGUCAGCAGUGACCAGAUUGUCCCCACGAUCCUGGACCUCCUUAUUGAGUCCAGCUCUCUCCCCAAGAAUUCCACCAAGCCAGCAAAGGACAUCCUGUCCCUGUACGAGGGCCAAUCGCUUAUCCGCCCGCUCAUUCAAGAGCAGGAUGGCAUUCAAGACUGGCAGUACACAGUCAUGAACACCGGUGGCUCAUGGCUUGCCGUGCGAUCCGCCGCGCGACCACAAUACAGACUGGUCAUCCCCCUCGUCAACGACGUGGAGUGGCGUUUUUCGGAUCUGAGCACCGAUCCGCACGAACUAGAGCCAAUUUCCAGGUUCGAUCUUGUGGAUUUGGCCGCUGUGAUCAACAAGAAGUACGAUGAGGACGUGGUAAAGUGGCUUUUCGAGGCGGCAUAUGUUACCAAUUGGUGGGUUGGUGAGAACUGGGCUCGAUACCGAUUCCAUCCUACAAAUGGUGCAGAUAAGUGA
This is a messenger RNA of Penicillium verhagenii, 2670 nucleotides long. RefSeq names its product sulfatase domain protein. The coding region runs from base 1 to 2670 and encodes 889 amino acids. The transcript is spliced from 2 exons. The record is from RefSeq and is a predicted model, not a curated record. Lineage: Eukaryota; Fungi; Ascomycota; Eurotiomycetes; Eurotiales; Aspergillaceae.